AUGUACUUAGCAAGAGUUAUCUCCCAGCCAGAGGGGAGACUCACAGAGCCACAGCGAAGGAGGAGUGUAGAAAAGAAAAGGGUUAGAGGAUGCAGUUUUAGAAAAGAGAGAGAAGUUAAGUGCUAUAUGCAGCAGUUACUUUCAGGUCUUCAGCAUUGUCAUGAGAGGGGAAUUUUACAUAGGGACAUCAAAGGAUCCAAUUUAUUGAUAGACAAAAACGGAGUGCUAAAAAUUGCAGAUUUUGGACUUGCAAAUUUUUUUCAACCUAAACCCAAAAAGCCACUUACUAGCCGAGUUGUUACACUCUGGUACAGAGCACCUGAAUUACUUUUAGGAUCAACUGACUAUGGAGUUGGAAUUGAUCUCUGGAGCACUGGAUGCUUAUUGGCAGAGAUGUUCAUUGGGAGGCCAAUCAUGCCCGGUAGAACGGAGGUUGAACAACUUCACAAGAUCUUCAAGCUUUGUGGCUCACCCUCGGAGGACUAUUGGCGACGAAGGAAGCUGUCAACUACCUUUCGACCACCACAAGAAUACAAGCCCAAUUUUCAAGAAGCUUUUGCUAACUUACCUAUGUCUUCCUUUAGUCUGUUGACAACAUUGCUAGCUUUGGAACCAGCAUACCGUGGCACCGCAACUUCAGCUCUUCAAAAUGAAUUCUUUAGUUCAAGUCCAUUGGCAUGUGACCUUUCAGGUCUACCAUCAAUUUACGAAGAGGAUGAGCCAAUUAUGACAAAUGAUCCAAAAAAGAUGAGGGCUCAUAGAAAAACGCAACAGCCUCAAAAGUAUUCUGGAGGUCACAAGAAAAAGGUCUCAAUUACUGAACCUGCAAAAGAAGAUUCUGGAUCUUUCAUAGAGGAGAGAUAUAGCCAAGAGCUGAGUAGCAGUUUUAGCAGCAUUUCCUUACAUAGAAAAUCAACCGGAACUGAUCAGGAGAGCCCACCUUCCUCUCCCACUCAAGCUUUUCGUGCUUACGGAAACCAAUAUACAAGAACUCAGGCACAUCCUAAUGCCAUGAAAAAUAUCAAGAACUUCCCCAUCUUGUAUGCCUCUAUGGGCAACCCCAUCUCGUUUGAAGACAACAGGCUGACCUCCAGCUCGUUUGAAGACAACAGGCUGACCCUCAACCAAAGAUCCAUCUCAACAGUUGAUCUUCGAACAGCAGACCUUGAGAAGAUAUCCAAACUCUUUGGGUUGGAGGAUAAUUAG
This is a messenger RNA of Thlaspi arvense, 1206 nucleotides long. NCBI's taxonomy places the organism in Eukaryota, Viridiplantae, Streptophyta, Magnoliopsida, Brassicales, Brassicaceae. The record is from the annotation of a GenBank genome assembly.